AUGACUACUGAUGCUACCAAAAGACAUGUCUUGAUGAUAGACAAUUAUGAUUCCUUUACUUGGAACUUAUAUCAAUACUUACAUCAAUCCCCAAUGUGUGGGAAAGUCGAUGUUUAUAGAAAUGAUAAACUUGAUAUUGAAACCAUUGAAACUCAAAUUAAACCUGAUAUUAUUUUCAUUUCACCAGGUCCUGGACAUCCAAUAACUGAUUCAGGUAUUUCUAGUGAUGUCAUUAGACAUUUUACUGGGAAAUUACCAAUAUUUGGAGUAUGUAUGGGACAAGAAUGUAUAUUUGAUGUAUUUGGAGGUGAUGUCACUUAUGCGGGAGAAAUUGUUCAUGGUAAGACAACCACGAUUAAACAUGAUGGUAAAGGGAUGUUUGAAAAUGUUCCACAAUCAGUUGCUGUGACUAGAUAUCAUUCUUUGGCGGGUAGUUCUAAGACAUUGCCUGAAUGUUUGGAAGUUACUGCUAUUACUGAAACUUCUCCAGAAGUUAUUAUGGGGGUUAGACAUAAGAAAUAUACCAUUGAAGGGGUUCAAUUCCAUCCUGAAUCUAUUUUGACUGAAUCUGGUCAAUUAAUGAUUGAUAAUAUUUUGGGAGUAUAUGGAGGAACUUGGGAAGAAAAUGAUUCAAUUAAAAAGGGUACCAGUUUUGAUAAAAAGGAAAAUAUCUUGACAAAGAUUUAUAAACAAAGACAAUUAGAUUAUUCAAAUAUCGAAAAAUUACCUGGGAAAUCAUUCGAACAAUUAGAAAUUGAAUUAUCUUUAGAUAUUGCUCCACCUUUAAUCAAUUUUUAUGAUCGUCUUAAAUAUACUCAAUCAGAAUUGAAACAAACGAUUAUUUUAUCGGAAUUCAAACGUGCAUCUCCUUCAAAAGGUGAUAUUAAUAUCCAAGCUCAUCCAGGUAAACAAGCAUUAACUUAUGCUACCAAUGGAUGUUCUACUAUUUCAGUAUUAACUGAACCAACUUGGUUCAAAGGUUCAUUAGAUGAUUUAUCAUUAAUUCGUAAAGUAAUUGAUAAACCAAAUUUAUCAACCAAUUAUAAACGUCCAGCAGUUUUAAGAAAAGAAUUUAUUUUUAAUAAAUAUCAAAUUUUAGAAGCAAGAUUAGCAGGAGCAGAUACAGUUUUAUUAAUUGUUAAAAUGUUAAAUGAUUCUAGAUUAUUACAAGAAUUAUAUGAAUAUUCUUUAAGUUUAGGUAUGGUUCCAUUAGUUGAAGUUAAUGAUAAACCAGAAUUAGAUCAAGCAUUAGCAUUAACCUAUAAUGGUGAUAAUAGUGAACCAUUAAUUAUUGGUGUGAAUAAUCGUAAUUUGACUACAUUUGAUGUCGAUUUAAAUACUACUAGUUCAUUAGUAGAUGCUGCUAAGAAUAAUAGUGGUAGAAAGGGAGAUGUUUUAGUAUUAGCAUUAAGUGGUAUUACUACUGUUGAAGAUGUUAAGAAAUAUAAAUAUGAAGAUAAUGUUGAUGGAUUUUUAAUAGGUGAAAGUUUAAUGAGAGCUGAAGAAAAAGGACAAGCUGGUGAAUUCUUGAAUGAAUUAUGUAACUGUUAG
Messenger RNA from Hemisphaericaspora subhashii, 1551 nucleotides. It is a transcript of the gene TRP3, whose product is annotated as bifunctional anthranilate synthase/indole-3-glycerol-phosphate synthase. NCBI's taxonomy places the organism in Eukaryota, Fungi, Ascomycota, Pichiomycetes, Serinales, Debaryomycetaceae. Bases 1 to 1551 code for a protein of 516 amino acids. Gene Ontology annotation, molecular function: indole-3-glycerol-phosphate synthase activity. Gene Ontology annotation, biological process: L-tryptophan biosynthetic process. Gene Ontology annotation, cellular component: cytosol. The transcript has a single exon. The record is from RefSeq and is a predicted model, not a curated record.